AGCCGUCGGCAAUGCAGAGAAAGCACCGCCACCAACGCGCGUCUUCAGACCGAUAAACGACGACACCCGCAGCCUUCAGCGCACCUUCCGCUGUCGAGAGAAAAGAUGACGAAGUUGUGGAUACUCCUGGCGUGUCUCUGGACGGCCAUCAGCUGCUCGCCGGCUUAUCUUCCUCAUCGACAUCAUCCUCAUCAACCUCACCAUCAGCUACCCUGCCAGGUUUUUGUUCCCCAGCGUCACAGACAGCGGACAUCAAGCAGUGAAGAGGAUUAUCUUCCUCAUCAAAAUCAACCUCAUCAACCUCACCAUCAGCUACCCAGCCAGGUUUUUGUUCCCCAGCGUCACAGACAGCGGACAUCAAGCAGUGAAGAGGUUUAUCUUCCUCAUCGACAUCAUCCUCAUCAACCUCACCAUCAGCUACCCUGCCAGCCCACAAAAAAGACACCCAUCUUAACACGGAGGCCCCCAGUUAAAGAGACGACAACGAGGCCAUGGGUGCCACCAAAGAUGACCACAACGACUCCAGCCCUGCCUCCCUCCGUGGUCACAACAGCUCAUCCUCCGCCAUUGCCACCUACACAAAUGACAACCAGCACAGCCUGCGGACCUGCCAUGACAUCAAGAGGCCCAACGCCCACCCACAGCCCAAGGGGAGACGAGUAAAGCCCCCUGAGUCCUGCUGUGACGCCUGAAGUUAACGCACUUCUUGUAAUUUUGUUUUUUUUUUCUAAACCAAGGGGGUCGGACCCUAAAACGGAGUGAGGUCUUCACUGUUGGAAUGAUGCAGGACCACUUUAGUUUAUGUUAUGGAGUGCCCUUCAAUGCCAGGGGGCGCUAAAGAACUUUCACUCAACUUUAUUAGCACAGAAUGAGAGUUUAAAGAAAUGUCAGCAAUGGCUGUGAGACAGGGCGCUAUAGAAUGAAUUAAUAUGUAAUCUGAAUGAAUAAAUCAAUUUUAUAUAAUGUGAACAAAUGAAUUAAUAUAUAAUCUGAAUGGAUGAAUGAAUAAAGA
Messenger RNA from Polypterus senegalus (gray bichir), 1012 nucleotides. RefSeq names its product early nodulin-75-like. The coding region runs from base 106 to 663 and encodes 185 amino acids. The transcript is spliced from 8 exons. The record is from RefSeq and is a predicted model, not a curated record. Lineage: Eukaryota; Metazoa; Chordata; Cladistia; Polypteriformes; Polypteridae.